GUGAUCCAAUGCCUAUGCGCGGGCCGAGGCUGACAUGGCAUGUGUCUGGUCUGGACAGCUGCGAUCUUCUUUGCCUGUUCCUAUUUGUACUCCUUGUACCCUAUAGAACCCUUACCUUGAUCUCCGAGUGAGAUUACACUAAGAUGGCGGACACAGCCGUAAAGAAGGAAGAGCAGGAGCCCGCCAAACCCGCAACCACCAGCACUGCCCCUCCACCCGCCGAAGUAGCCUCCGACCCCGAAGAAGACGACCUCUCCGACCUCGACGAUGUACUCGACGAAUUCGCAAACACGAAGCUCGACGCCAAAGCCCCCACCGCCUCUUCAAUAGAAGCAGCCUACCCCAAGUCCAGCGAUGCGCCGGCGUCCUCCGGGCCCGGCAGGCCAGCCUCAGACAUCUCCCCCGCUGAACUCAUGAUGGAAGACCAAGAUGCGUUCCAGAAACAGUUGCAGAAGGAGAUGGAACAGCUACUGGGUCAGGGCGACUUCCAAAAACAGUUUGACGAGAUUAUGAAGGAGAUGAGUGCGGAGAUGGGGGGCGCGAAUCCGUUGGAAGAUCCUGCGCUUGGGCAUGGACAUGCGCAUGCGCAUACGGGUGAGAGUGCGGGCGAGGUGAAAGAGAAAGCGGUGCCUGCUCAGUCCGAGAAGGCGACUGCUGCAAAGGCAGAGAAGACCUUCCAGGAAACUAUCAAGAAGACUAUGGAGCGCAUGCAGUCUUCCUCUGACACCGCAACCUCCGCAGCCGCAUCCUCGUCUCAAGACGAUAUUCUCGCGCAAAUGCUUGCGUCUAUGGAGUCUGGUGGUUUCGGUGGCGGGGGCGAGGGUGGCGACGAGGACUUCAGCAAAGUGCUCAUGGGCAUGAUGGAGCAGCUUACCAACAAGGAUAUCCUGUACGAGCCGAUGAAGGAGCUGGAUGAUAAGUUCCCUGCGUGGAUGGAAAAGAACAAGGAGAAGGUUGAGAAAGACGAUUUGAAAAGAUAUGAGGAGCAACAGACGCUGGUCAGGGAGAUUGUGGGCAGGUUUGAAAGGAAAGGUUACAGUGACGACAAUGCGCAGGAUAGGGAGUAUAUUGUUGAGAGGAUGCAGAAGAUGCAAGCUGCUGGUUCUCCACCGCCUGAUCUGGUAGGCGAUAUGAACGCUGCGCAGGAGGCGCUUCAGGAUAUGGAUCAGGGCUGCCCGACUCAGUGAUCUCCUUGUGCGAUAACUCGUCUGCUUCAUUCUUCCCAGAUACCCAAUGUACAUAUGAUGCCUUCCCCAAAGCAAUCUGUUCUAGUGAGAUGACAAUAUUCCUAUCUUACAACGUGUGCAGAGCUCCCAUGAUGUCACCACCAAGUCGCCUUCUUUGGGGCGAUCUCUUGCUAAUCUCGAGAGUCUCCAAUUUCGAACGGUCUUUCAACAAUCCAUCAUAUCCAUAUCCAUCGCGUCCCCUCCGAACGCGUCUUGUGCGCGUUGCGGUUCCUGCUGAUACUGAUCAUGCCCUGCCGUCGCGCA
Molecule: messenger RNA, 1490 nt
Organism: Alternaria rosae
Lineage: Eukaryota; Fungi; Ascomycota; Dothideomycetes; Pleosporales; Pleosporaceae
Product: peroxin
Exons: 2
Coding region: 144-1187 (347 amino acids)
Biological process (GO): protein import into peroxisome membrane
Cellular component (GO): peroxisome; peroxisomal membrane
Source: RefSeq, a predicted model, not a curated record